UGAGCCGCCUUGCGCCUCCGUGAGGGGACCCGAGGCAGCCGUGAGCCGCCUUGCGCCUCCGUGAGGGGACCCGAGGCAGCCGUGAGCCGCCCUGCGCCUCCGUGAGGGGGAGCGGCCCCUCCGGUAUAGUAUGAACUAGACACUCACACAUCUUUUCAGUGUAAAGGCCCUGUAUGUGUCAGAAUGGAUGGACGUCAUGCUAACAACCAUUAAUUAAUAGUAACAUACAUCAGCAGAUGAUGCAGAAGAAAGGGAGUGAGUGGACUUGAUGGGUGCUACCUCCAGUACAAGCUGCCAUCAGCAUUAGUGUAUUUUAACAGGGUGCACUAAAGGAAAAUGCUGGCACAGGCUGCCUAGGACAGUGGUGAAGUCACCAUCCCUGGAAGUGUUCAAAAUACUUGUGGAUGUGGCACUUGGGGACAUGGUAUAGCGAUGGCCUUGGCAGUGCUGCAUUCAUGAUCUAAAAGGGCUUUUCCAACCUUUAUAAUUCUGACCCUAUAAAACGUGAGAAGGAAAGGAGGAGAGGCUACCCAAUUUCCAUCAUUUGGUGUUAAAUUUUAAAGAAGGGAAACACUACUAACACUUUUCAGUUAAUUCACCGUAUCUGAAGGCAUGAAAAAGCAGGGUCCACUGGGUCUACCUGCAGCUGAAGGGCACUAAUGAGCAGCUAUUACUUAUUUGGCUAAAUCCUGUAACCCGAGUCUUCGUGGUGCACACAGGAGACGGGUGAAUGCUGCUGGAUAAGAGCCUCAAGCAGCCACACUAAAGAUUUGAUGAAAUGCUCCUAUUAUGAUACUUUGCAGCCUGGAGAAGUUGGUUACCUGAUCCUCUGCUGUACCUGAGCCUCAUUGUUGCAGCUUUUAAUAACUGAAUAUCCAGGCGACCUUUAAAGGUGCCUUUGAGGAAAGAGCUGACAAGAGUCAGUAUUCCCAGCUCAAAAUGGGCAACAAGCAAACCAUUUUCACUCAAGAGCAACUGGAUGCCUAUCAGGACUGCACAUUUUUCACCAGGAAAGAAAUUCUGAGGCUGUUCCACAGGUACCGAGAUCUGGCCCCGCAGCUCGUUCCCCUUGACUACUCGGACAAACCAGCCGUGACACUGCCCUACGAGCUCAUCGGCAGCAUGCCAGAGCUCAAGGACAACCCAUUCCGCCAGCGGAUAGCUGAGGUGUUCUCGGAGCACGGCGACGGCAACAUGACUUUGGAUGAUUUUUUGGACAUGUUUUCUGUGCUAAGUGAAAUGGCUCCCCGAGACUUGAAAGCUUAUUAUGCUUUUAAAAUUUAUGACUUCAACAAUGAUGAUUACAUAUGCAAAUCAGACCUGGAGAAAACUGUUAACAAAUUAACCCGAAAUGAACUGACCCCGGAAGAAGUCAGCCUUGUGUGUGAAAAGGUGAUUUACGAGGCUGAUGUGGACAACGAUGGCAAGCUGUCCUUGGCAGACUUUCAGCAUAUGAUUGUACGAGCUCCAGAUUUCCUCAGCACCUUUCAUAUUCGAAUCUAAAUCUAGUCAGCCACGGGGAUGGGAGUGCUGCUGGGACUUUGAACAACUCUCACUCCACCUGUGAUUACCAGCCAUGGGAGCACAAGAUGAGAGGGGCAAAGAGGACAACUUCUGGUAACUGAACCACUCAGAAUAGUGUCUUUCAUUUAUCUCUUUAAAAGGAACAAUUCAUUAAGCUCUUCAUCAGGUUUUCCCUGUAAUCUAGCAAAAUGUCUACUCCUCACCCUCAGCUAGAGCAGACCUGGCCUGGACAGUCAGAAGGGAAGUACUUUUUUAAAAGUUCAGGUACCACCUGGUAGUAAAGAAACUUGUAUCAAACUAUAACCUCUAAAAAUUCACCCAAAAAUGCCUUAACCAGUAAAAAAAAAUCCCUUUAUUUCAAAAACAUAAGUCCUCUGAUUAUUUAUGGUUUUAAUAAAUGGUCCAGUGAAUCAAUUCCUGAAGUAUU
This is a messenger RNA of Motacilla alba alba, 1951 nucleotides long. It is a transcript of the gene CIB3, whose product is annotated as calcium and integrin binding family member 3. Gene Ontology annotation, molecular function: calcium ion binding. The transcript is spliced from 6 exons. NCBI's taxonomy places the organism in Eukaryota, Metazoa, Chordata, Aves, Passeriformes, Motacillidae. Bases 940 to 1503 code for a protein of 187 amino acids. The record is from RefSeq and is a predicted model, not a curated record.